GUUUUCAAAAAAGAGUCAGCACAAUUGUCCACCCAACGACAAAAAAACUACAUUCAACGUAGACCACGGAUCUGCAAUAGAAACAUUUUCAAAAUGAAAGGUUACUUCAUCUUCACUGUUUUGUUGAUCCUCACCAUCGGAACCGAACUUGCUUUCGGUGACUGUCUCUCUGGAAGAUAUGGAGGUCCAUGUGCAGUAUGGGACAACGAAACCUGCCGCAGAGUGUGCAAAGAAGAAGGACGAGUCAGUGGCCAUUGCAGCGCUAGCCUGAAGUGUUGGUGUGAGGGGUGUUAGCCUUUUACAAAUAUUUUUUAAUUUGUUAACCCCUAUGUUAUUACGAUGUUAGAUUAGUAAAUAUUAAAAUAUAAUUUUUGUUUAAAAA
Diabrotica virgifera virgifera (western corn rootworm) is the source of this 382-nucleotide messenger RNA. RefSeq names its product drosomycin-like. Lineage: Eukaryota; Metazoa; Arthropoda; Insecta; Coleoptera; Chrysomelidae. The record is from RefSeq and is a predicted model, not a curated record. The coding region runs from base 94 to 294 and encodes 66 amino acids. The transcript has a single exon. Gene Ontology annotation, biological process: defense response.